AUGGACGCCUUCCCGCCGCCCAGGGCUUCAAGCGAUCCCUACUUUAAUCUAGGGACAUUCAGUCGCAAAAUCAGCACCAAUUCCCAGGAGGCCCAGGCAUGGUUUGAUCGCGCACUUGUCUGGACGUAUUGCUUCAAUCAUGACGAAGCAAUUGCUUGCUACACGCAGGCAAUCGCGCACGACGAGAACUGCGCCAUGGCAUACUGGGGGAUAUCCUUCUGCUCUGGCUCCAAUUACAACAGGACGUGGGCGUUAUUCGGCGAAAGGGAGCGGGUGAAUGCAAUCAAGCAAUGUUAUAUAUUUUCUCAAGAAGCUUUGAGGCGGGCACACAAGGCGUCAGAUUGGGAGCAGGCAAUCAUCAAUGCUCUUGCGACAAGGUACCCCGAUGAUGAUCCAAGUAGAGAUAUUGCCGCGUGUAACAGAGAAUACGCCGAUGCUAUGAGAGAGGUGUACGUAAAUCUGGGUCGCGAUGAUUUUGAUAUCAUUACGCUCUUCGCCGACGCAUUGAUGAAUUGUGCUCCGCGAAAGUUAUAUGACGCCUGCACGGGGCUCCCAAUAGCGUCUUCCCCGGUAUUCGAGGUGAAAGACCUGCUUGAGCGCGCUCUGAAGAUGCCAGCGAUCGAACAGCAUCCAGGUCCCGCACACAUGUAUAUCCACCUGAUGGAAAUGUCGGCCACUCCUGAGGCCGCUCUACCUGCAGCAGAGAUGAUCCGCGAGAUCUUUCCUGAUACCGGCCAUACAUACCACAUGCCUGCACAUAUCGAUGUGCUUGUGGGGGAUUAUCGGCGCGCAGUAGAAUACAAUUUCAAGGCGACGGUCGCGGAUGACAAGUUCUUUCAACAGAAUGGCGGCCUGACAUUCUACAGCUACUAUCGCCUGCACGACUAUCACUCCCUCAUCUAUGCCGCGAUGCUGAGUGGGAAAUCCAAGGCAGCGUUGUCGGCGACGGACCGGAUGGAAGCGACUAUCACGGAAGAAAUUCUGCGAGUAGAAACGCUUGCGAACUGGAUGGAAUUCUUCAAGGCUGUCAGAGUGCAUGUACUGAUUCGCUUCGGGAUGUGGGAAGAACUCAAAAAGCUCGAUGCGCUUGAAGAUAGGGAGCUUUACUGUGUCACGAAUGUGAUGAGACACUAUGGAAAAGGCAUCGCGCAUGCGGCCACAGGGCAGCUUGGGGAAGCGGACAAGGAGCGCGAGCUCUUCAAAGUCGCUUCCCAGCUUGUCCCUCCGACACGCCUCGACUUCCCCAACAAAAUCACGGAUAUCCUCAAAGUCGCAUCUGCGAUGCUGGAUGGCGAAAUUGAGUAUAGACGGGGGGAUUACGAGACUGCAUUCAGCAGAUUACGGGACGCAGUUAGGCUGGAGGACGAGCUGCCCUUCGCGGAGCCAUGGGGGUGGAUGCUUCCAGCUCGGCAUGCAUAUGCAGCUCUCUCCUUGGAGCAGGGCGAGGUUGAGCAGGCUGCAGAGGCUUAUGCGGAGGAUUUAGGGCUCUCGCCGACCCCCAAACGUGCACAUCAACACCCAAAUAACGUUUGGGCUCUCCAUGGCUAUCAUGAGUGCCUUGAGAUUUUGGGUCGCCAUGCGGAGGCAAACAUUAUCAAAAAACAACUUUCGCUUGCUCUAGUGGAGGCAGAUGUUGAGAUCACAUCUUCAUGCUUUUGUAGGCUAGGGAAUUUUCCUUCAUGUGGAAAGCCCAAGACAAAUGGUUGCCACGGCGUGAAGCGGAAGUGUCACAGGUAG
Talaromyces atroroseus is the source of this 1737-nucleotide messenger RNA. RefSeq lists its product as hypothetical. The transcript has a single exon. The record is from RefSeq and is a predicted model, not a curated record. Lineage: Eukaryota; Fungi; Ascomycota; Eurotiomycetes; Eurotiales; Trichocomaceae. Bases 1 to 1737 code for a protein of 578 amino acids. Gene Ontology annotation, cellular component: intracellular anatomical structure. Gene Ontology annotation, molecular function: protein binding.